Messenger RNA from Vespa crabro (European hornet), 546 nucleotides. RefSeq names its product defensin-B-like. The transcript has 2 exons. Lineage: Eukaryota; Metazoa; Arthropoda; Insecta; Hymenoptera; Vespidae. The coding region runs from base 193 to 423 and encodes 76 amino acids. Gene Ontology annotation, biological process: defense response. The record is from RefSeq and is a predicted model, not a curated record.
GUACUUUGUUUCAAUCAAAUGAAUUAUUGUUAGGACUAUCUGAAUCAGAUAUAGGAAACAAUGAAUAAGUACUAAUUAAUCUUUGCAUGAUUUAUCGAGAUGGAUUCGUAUCAAUAACAUGAGUAUAUAAGAACGAGCAAAAAGUCGAAACAACAUGACUUGACAGCAGUCGACUUAUAAAAAUUUAUCAAAAUGAGAACAAUUUAUUUCCUCACAUUCCUUGCUCUUCUCGUCUUCGUUGCCGUGUCGGCACAAGAAGAAGAAGCUGUUCCAAAUGAACAACUCAAAGAAAAAUUGCAAGGAGAAGAAGAAUUUGCUUCUUGCAAAAUAGGUGGAGAUUUAGCGUGCAGUCUGGGUUGUAUUGCACAAGGCCAUGGAAGAGGUGGAUAUUGUAACAAUCAAGAAAUAUGUGUGUGUAACUGAAAUGUUAUCUGAUACAAUUAAUACUUAUGAUUAAUUAAUAACUACUUAUGGUCCAUAAAUUUUUAAUACCAAUGUUCUAAUUUGUAACAACAAAUGUGACAAUUAUAAAUUUCUCAAAUUUUA